This is a messenger RNA of Cololabis saira (Pacific saury), 1543 nucleotides long. RefSeq names its product clumping factor A. The record is from RefSeq and is a predicted model, not a curated record. The coding region runs from base 448 to 1245 and encodes 265 amino acids. Lineage: Eukaryota; Metazoa; Chordata; Actinopteri; Beloniformes; Belonidae. Gene Ontology annotation, molecular function: calcium ion binding. The transcript has 6 exons.
CACUCUUUUUCCGUCGCUCUCACAUUAGUCCUGUCUGUGCUUUCAGCAUUGACUGGUUACUACCAACUCGCCUCUCAGCUUGUUACCACAGCCUUCCCUGAUCGUAAAAAGUGCUGCUCUGGACUAUUAGACGCCCCGUCUUGAAGUGGCCCGAGACUCAAGGCCACGGGACAAGCAGCUUCUCUGAGGAUAAUUCUUUCAAGGACUUGGGGAGCAAGUAUCUAGAUCUCAUCUUGGAAUAUCUCCUGCAACACAGGACUUGACUAUCGGAUGCUGGCCGUUCCCUCGUAGUGGUCUGUCUGAGCACCUCGUUCCUCUGAGUGGGUUCCGCAUUGUUGAGGUGUGCGAGUGCAUUGGGGGUAUAGCAGCUGAGAGCUGCCGUUCUGGACUCCUGCAGUGAUUCCAGGUGAUUUUCCCUGAUCAGUUGGCUGAGUUUAGGCUGCAAACAUGGCGUCGUUGAGAAGUUUGAUCCUGGCAGUGCUGCUGGCUCUGCUGUGCUCCUUCCACACCCCGCUGGCGCCCGCCGCCAAGGCCCAGGACCUGCCCUUCCGCCACGAGGACGGCCUGAUGGCCGAUCACCACCAUGACCAUGACGAUGAUGAUGACGACGACGACGAUGAUGAUGAUAGUGAUGAAGAUGAUGACCAUGACGAUGAUGAUGACGACGAUGAUGAUGAUGAUAGUGAUGAAGAUGAUGAUGAUGAUGAUGACGACGACGACGACGACGAUGAUGAUGACGACGAUGAUGAUGAUGAUAGUGAUGAAGAUGAUGACGAUGACGACGAUGAUGAUGAUGACGAUGAUGAUGACGAUGAUGAUGAUGACGAUGACGACGAUGAUGAUGAUAGUGAUGAAGAUGAUGACCAUGACGAUGAUGAUGACGACGAUGAUGAUGAUGAUAGUGAUGAAGAUGAUGAUGAUGACGACGACGAUGAUGACGAUGAUGAUGAUGACGACGAUGAUGACGACGACGAUGAUGAUCACGAAGAUCACCAUGAUGAAGCUGCUUACCACCAAGGCUCUCUGUGCGCUUUCUGUGAAUUCUGUGAGCACUGCGACAGCUGCGACAAGUGUCCUUGUGAGGAGGGAGACAAGUCCAAACACUGCGACGACUGCAAGAUGUGCACGUUCUGCCAUGUGUGUCCUCUUUGUGAAACUAUUUGCAAGCCUGGAGGAUUCGUUGAUGAGGUAACCGGAUCAAUCUACAAGACUGUGGCCGACGUGUUCGACGACGAGGCCAACUGAAGAAAAGCAAAUGUCGCCACCAUGUGGCCGUCUCGCAUAUUUCACCUUCUGAGUUGUCCUUUUUCUUUGUCGUUUUCCUUGAGAAGCUUUCACAUUUGCUCAACAAUGGCUGAAUAGAAAUUGUUAAGAUAAACUUUAAUAUAUUUGUGUACACGUGUUACGUUUAAAGGAAAAUAUAAUGAAAGUUAUCUACCGGAUCGUGUUAAAUAAAAAAAAAAAGGAAGGGGCAUUUUCAGUCAUCUGUGUCCUUGGUUUCAAAUGCUCAAAAACUUGAAUAAAACAUUUUAUUUAAGAUAAA